Molecule: messenger RNA, 1625 nt
Organism: Mangifera indica (mango)
Lineage: Eukaryota; Viridiplantae; Streptophyta; Magnoliopsida; Sapindales; Anacardiaceae
Product: tubby-like F-box protein 3
Exons: 6
Coding region: 145-1302 (385 amino acids)
Molecular function (GO): protein binding
Source: RefSeq, a predicted model, not a curated record
AAGAAUAAAUCCAAUGUUAAGAAAAAGGCCCUUCUCUCCUCGCUUCUCUGUUCCGUUGGCUCUUCACUCUAAACUCACACCAACCAACUUUCCCUCUUCUCUCAACAAAUUAAAUAAAGAAAACAAAAAAUUGUUUACACUUGCAUGAUAAUUAACAGAAUAGUUCAAGAUAUUAUGUGGCCCCGGUCCCACAGCGUGGUAGGGGACGACGCCGACGGUGGAGGUUCUAGCUCUUGCUGCUGGGCCAACCUGCCACAGGAGCUGCUCAGAGAGAUUCUCCUUAAGAUUGAGGCGUCCGAGAGAGCGUGGCCUGCUCGGAGAAGUGUAGUCGCCUGUGCCGGAGUUUGUAGAAGUUGGAGGCAGAUCACUAAAGAAAUUGUUAAAGUCCCUGAACCUUCUGGUUAUUUGACUUUUCCCAUCUCUGUCAAACAGCCCGGACCAAGGGAUUUUCUCCUUCAGUGCUUUAUAAAGCGCAGCAGGUCCACCCAAACAUAUCACCUUUACCUCAGUUUAACUAAUGCACUGGCUGAUGAUGGAAAGUUUCUCCUUGCUGCCCACAAGUUUAGACGCCCCACCUGCACUGAUUAUAUCAUCUCUCUGCAUGCCCACAAUAUGUCAAAGGGGAGCAAUACUUAUAUUGGGAAACUGAGAUCAAACUUUUUAGGAACCAAAUUUAUAGUCUAUGAUGGGCAACCUCCUCAUGCUGGAGCCAAGAUGACAAGAAGUCGCUCCACUAGACUAAUGAAUUUGAAACAAGUUUCUCCGAGGGUCCCUCAUGGCAACUAUCCAGUUGCUCACAUCUCAUAUGAAUUGAAUGUACUAGGUUCCAGGGGUCCCAGGAGAAUGCUCUGUAACAUGGAUGCCAUUUCUGCUUCUUCUAUUCGACCAGGAGGAGUAGCCCCAACGCAGACAGAGUUCUCUCCAUGCAAUGUGGAUUCCUUCCCAUCAAUCCCACUUUUCCGGUCAAAGUCAAACCACUUGGAGAAGUUCUUAUCUGGACCUUUGACCAGUCAGAAAGAGGGACCACUGGUGUUAAAAAAUAAGGCUCCGAGGUGGCAUGAGCAGCUUCAGUGUUGGUGCUUGAAUUUCCAUGGACGAGUGACAGUUGCUUCAGUGAAAAACUUUCAGCUGGUAGCUUCUCCUGAAAAUGGACCAGCAUUGCCAGAACAUGAUGAAAUCAUCCUGCAGUUUGGAAAAGUGGGGAAGGAUUUAUUUACAAUGGACUAUCGUUACCCAAUAUCAGCAUUUCAAGCAUUUGCAAUCUGCCUUAGCAGCUUUGAUACUAAGAUUGCUUGUGAAUGACAUGUGGUUUUACAGCGAUUUCGAGGUUUCAUUGCAAGCUGCUAUGCAAUAAGAUUGUCAGAUGGGAGAUAGAGGUAUUCUUUCAAGGUUCUGAUGACUUUGCUUGAAAUUUGGCUAUGAUCAAAGUGUGAGAAGACAUUGAUCUUUCUUGAAGCCUAGAACGUUUGAAGCUUAGUCACCUGUCGUCCUCUGUAUAUUUUAUUUUGAUUGUGUACAUAGCUUCAAUGUUAAAGGUAAAAAUUGGCUUGGCUCUUUGCUUGUUUGCAUUUGACCCUAAUGCUGAAAUACCAGUUUAAUCUAAAUAUAUUGUUUUCUUAUUUCAA